Molecule: messenger RNA, 4871 nt
Organism: Drosophila guanche
Lineage: Eukaryota; Metazoa; Arthropoda; Insecta; Diptera; Drosophilidae
Product: ubiquitin carboxyl-terminal hydrolase 36-like
Exons: 12
Coding region: 176-4321 (1381 amino acids)
Source: RefSeq, a predicted model, not a curated record
GUAAUUGCGUCUUUGCAAUGUACAUUGCUGGCAUCAAGGAUUCGAGUCAAAAGAAGACGCUAGGACUCCAACAGGAGCCGGAGGAGGAGACUCGAGCGAGAGCUAGCCAGAAGCAGCAGCGGACGGAGGAGGAGGCUCGCCGCACUAGCGAGUGCCCCUGCCGCCUGCCGACAACAUGGAUGAAUGCGACAACCCCGUCGUCGUCACAUUAGCCGCACAACACGGGGAGGUGGAGCAGCAGUCAGCGAAUAUCAAUGAUAAGAAGGCAUUGCAGGAAGAAACAGAUACAGCAGCAGCAGCAGCAGCAGCAGCAGCAGCAGAGACAGAGACAGAGGAGGAGCACGAGCACGAGGAGGCCGCACUAAACGCAGAAGUUGAGGCAGUCAUCAUGGGCCAGGCGGAGAGCAAGAAGCAUGGCGGCAAGUCGCAGCGUCGCCAGCUAAAUGGCAAUGGCAACACCACACAGGACAUGUCGCAGGACUCGCUACAGCAAUCGCUGCCGCCACACACCAAAGGCACCGCCAUGUCCUUUGGCUUUCGCAAGAAGCUCAAUGGUACGCCCAAAAAGCUAAAGAAAAUGCUGGAAAACCAAACCAAUUGCCACGCGGCAACAGACACAAAGGACGACAAUGGCAAUGCGCCGCCCAUUCACUUUGAGAAAGUGGGCGCCGCAGCUGCAACUUCCUCGGUGGCGGGCCAGCGCUUUGGCUAUAGAGGAGGCCCAGCGCCGCCCAGACCCGCCUCCACGGGCUUGUAUGGCAACAGCGAGGAGUCCGCAGAGAAUGCCCAAAACAAUAACAACAACAAUCAAGGAGGAGGAGGAGGAGGAGGAGCAGCUGCCAGCAGCACGCCGCUGGUUAGCAAUUUGAAACGUCGCUCCAAGAGCGCACAUGCCGGACGCAGCAGCGGCGAUGGUGGAGAGCCCAAAAUAGCACAGCCCAAGACGCUCACAUUCAAUCUGAAUCAGAACACAACCAUUGAGUACCAGCGGCGGCAGUUCUUUGGGGAGAUUGCAGAUGACGCCACGGGAACUGCACGCGGCACACAGGGGCGCUGCAACUACAACAAUUUGGCCAGCAUGCACGCGAAUGUCAUUGUACGCCCCACGCCGCGUCUCACGCCCGCCAGCUUUGCCAAAUUUACGCUGCAAACGGUGAGCCUGCCGCGGCCCGAGUAUCCCGUGGCCAUCAGCCUGACGGCCACCACACCCACCACCCCGAGCAGCAGCGUGCAGUCGCCGGUGCCCAGCCACUCGACGGGUGCCAGGGCCAAGGAUAUUUGCAGCAGUUCGCAUUUGCGGCAGCAUCCACUGACCUCGGUGCAUGUGCAGCCCACACAGGCGCAGCAGCAGCGGCAACUCGACCAGAAGAGCGUCAAGCAGCUGACCAACAACUCCACGCGGCGCGGGUUCUCGGGCAGUCGUGAGAUUAGCGCCGAUUCGGGCAUUGCCAGCCUGGACAUGGCCUUGGAUUCGGGCAGCUCGGGCAGCAGUUCGGCGGGCUCCAAGCGCAGUCGCAGUCGGCCCAGGAAUCUGCAGAUGGUGAUGAGCGGCAGGCACACAUUCGAGGUCAAGGAUGUGGAUGAUCCGCCCUCGAGCGAGUCCAACUCCUUUGUGGAGCCACUGGCGCUGCCCAAGCUGCCCACAGAUGGCAGUCAGGCGGUGCCGCUGCCUCUACUGGGGCUGGUGCGCUCCAACACGGUGCUGAGUCGUGAGAGCUACGAGCGGCGGCAGCAGGAGGAGCAGCAGCAGCAGCAGCAGCAGCAGCAGCCAGCGGAGAGCAAGCCCAAGCCCAAGCCCAGUGGCUCCGAUGAGAGCGAGAGCGUGGACGAGGAGAAGCUCUAUUUGGACUCAUCCACCUCCGAGAAGAGCGCCAAGCAGCAGAGUCACUCCUCCGUGUCGAGUUCGUGGCGCUGCCAGUCGUUGGCUGGGGAAUCCCUCGCCGCCAUGGACUGCAGCAGCAUGAGCAUCAGCGACAGUCAGGCGCCAGAAGUUGGCAGAGAAAACGACAGGGAGGAGGACAUGUCCCUCGGCCUAGACGAGAUUAGUCUCAACCCAACGGACAUGCCUUUCAGCACAAUUUCUUCUAUGACGGAGCCACCCACUCCAGCAAAGCUGGAGCCACUCAACAUGCAGCUGGUGGACAAUCGCGAGGCAUCGCCUCGUCCACGCUCCUUCAACAAUGCGCUCAACGAGUCCAAGUUCGCGGAGCUGGCGCUGGCCAGCAGCAGCUGCCUCCUGCUGGACGAUGAGACCUCGCCCACGGACAGCCUGGUGAGCAGCACCGAGGACUCGGAGGAGGCGGCCAGCGGCAAGCUCAAGAAGCACAAACUCAACGAGGAGCGGCAGCAGAAGGACAUCGACAUCGACAUUGACAUUGAUGAGAUCUCGCCGCUGCUCGAACUGGAGUUGGACACGGGCUGCGGCAGUCCCGUCUCCCCCGGCACGCCCACACAUGCCUCGCACUCGCUGUCCCUGGGCUCGGACUGUGGCAAUCUGAUCGAUGACGAGAUCGCCGAUCAGCCGGCGCUGCUGUGCAACAGCGAGGCGCACGAGCUGGCCACCGAUACGCCAACGCUGAUGGAAACGCACACGGGAUCGCUGCGCUCGCUGAAGAGUCAGUCGAAGGCACGCACCGCCCUGCAGCAGGCCAUCGAGUUGAGUCUGCGCACGCCCAUGGCCGUGCGGCAAGCGGUGCUGGAUCGUGCCGAGUCGCUGGACACGCUCUCGCCCUGCGAGUCCAUCUGCUCCGACGAUCUCAUGAUGGACUUUGACAUGAACAGCAGCGUGGACUCCAUUGAUCACAUGGCGCCCGUGUCGGGUCGCAGUCGCAGUGGCUCGGAUCUGCAUCGCAUUGGCGUCGAAAUGGAUUCCGCGCAGGCAGAAGCCGAGGCUGAGCUGCUCUCCGAGAUGGAACGCAAUGGCAGCGAUGUCAUGAAGGAGCUCAAUUCGCUGCUGCGCGGCCGGCGGCAGCGUGGUGGCGCCAGGGAGCGCAUCAGCGCCCAACUGCCAGCGCGUGCCACGCGGCUGCUCAAUCGUUCGCGGCUGCAGGACCAGCAGCAGCUGACGGGCCACGACUCGGACAACAGCCUGCGGUCAAGCCACAGCGGCGGAGCUGCAGCGGCAGUGCGCAAACGGAGCACGGCCAAUUCACGCGCCUCCACGGCCUCAUCCACGUCCAGUCUGCCGCGCCAGCGACAGCCACAGAGGCAGCAGCAGCAGCAGCAGCAGCAACCAGGUGGUGGCACUGCCUCGGGUGGCUGUGGCCUAAGGGUGCGCGGUUUGGGUAGCGGCGAGCUGCACAGCUCAUCGGACGACCUGAUGUUGUAUGACAAGUCAUUCCGGAAUGCCAUGAUCCAGGAUGUGCUGCAGUUCAAGAAGCAGCUGCUGCGACUGCGGCGCAUUCUACAAGAGGAGACUGAUUUUGAUUUGAAAAGGACGGAAACCCUGAAUCCAUUUGAGAAUGAUAAUCUACAAUUGUUUGCCGCCUGUGGGCUGGAUAGCAAGCAGCUGAACGACAUCGAUUUGGCCAGCCUCACCUCGUCCACGACGGAGGAUCCCUUGCAGGAGUUAACGGAUCUACGUAGACAGGUGGUUUACCUUCAGGGUCAAGUCGAUGAUCGUGAUCGCACCAUACGCCUGCAGCGCGAUCUCAUUGAACAAUUGGAGGCCGAGAAGCGGCUGCAACAGGUUGCUGGCAGCAGCAGCGACGCUGCCAACAAGGAGCUCAUCAGCAUGGCCACCCAAACGGAGCGGACACGACCACUUGCCAUUGGUGCGGAGGGUUUGUCCAGAAGUAAGCCCGAAUAUACCAGUUAUACGACACACUUUCCGAUGCUCCACUUGCACGACUCCACGCUGGCCGCCACCACCAUCAUACGCCAUCACCAGCAGCAGCAUCACCAGGAGGAGAAGGAGAAGGAGCAGUGUCCUACCCUCAGCCAGACCCGCCGCCACACCAUCAUCUCCACGACGUUGACAAACUACAAUCAGCAGCUGGCUGCAGCUGCCACCUAUCCGAGCACGCCGCGACGCGCUUCCAUUGGCUGGGACACGCCGGCAGAAGCCUCCAACAGCUAUAAGCCAGUGCGUAUAACAUUGAUCGGGGAUCCCCUGCCUCUACCGCUGCAGAAUGGCAGCUUUAAGUCAGCGUCAAAGUCCUCCUCAUCGCUUUCGUUGCCGGGUUCCGCCGCGCAGAAUGGGGUCAAGAUGCGGUAUCCGAAUGGCUGCCAGAGCGCCAAAAUGAAGGCGAGCAAUGGACAGCACUAUCAGCCGUUGUACAACAGCAACAAGAUGACAAGCCCAACCGUAACUAUAGUCUGAUUUAGAAACCAGGAUAGCCAGGAUAACCCAACAAAACCCACACACAAAAUUAAAUAUUUGCAUAAUCUUCGAUAUAACUUGAAUAUUAAUCCGUAUAUCCUUUCGCUUGAAAACAUUAAAGUAAGAUCAGAUCCGAUGCUGGCUACGUUGUUUGGCUUCCAAUUUGGGCAAGAUUUGCAGAGCCGCCUCCAGAGUUAAACAAAAGCACAAAAUAUAGAAACAGAAACCUGUGCGAUUAGUGGAAUACUUAUAUUAUAUUAUACUAAACUAUUAUAUUAUAUUAGAUGUUUAAUCUUAAACAGUACUUAAAGCAGUUCGUAGUGGAAACCAACUUUUAAUUGUUAAUUUUGUUGCCUAAGUUUUAGUCUAAGUUCUAGGGGAGAUUUUUCUCUGUCUGGUUUUACCUUCCCUGUAUUUUUGUAUAUUAUCAACAAGAAAAUAACUCACACACAAUCAUGCAUCUAUUUUUUUCUUCCUCCAAGAGCACAAUAAACAUAAAUAAACGUAAAGUAAUUAUUCAAAAAUAAUAAAAACUUCUUAUGUAAACCCA